This is a messenger RNA of Teleopsis dalmanni, 846 nucleotides long. RefSeq lists its product as uncharacterized. The record is from RefSeq and is a predicted model, not a curated record. The transcript is spliced from 4 exons. NCBI's taxonomy places the organism in Eukaryota, Metazoa, Arthropoda, Insecta, Diptera, Diopsidae. Bases 118 to 729 code for a protein of 203 amino acids. Gene Ontology annotation, cellular component: membrane.
AAAAAAAUUAUUUUUAUAUCGAAGUAAAUUUGUUUGGACUCAGUUUCAAUUUAGCUCCUGAAAAAUUAGUAAGGUUUUUUCUUCGAGCUAGUAAAACAUUAGGGUUUAUUUUCGACAAUGGAAUUAAAGGACAUGAUGACUCCACCCAUCAUAUUAGGCAUUUUAUCGGCAGUUUUCUGCACUGUUUUUAUUAUGGCUGCAUUCGGUUUGUUGGUCCGCGUCAUUUCCAUCAUGAAUCUGUUCAUUGUGAUGUCCUUGUUCGCGAUUGGUGUGCAAUUUUUCGUUUGCUUGCUUUUUCUGUUCCACCCCACAUGCUAUUACCGUGCGCUCUAUAAGUUCCUUCUCUAUGCGUUAGAUCACUAUUGCGAAAAUGGCUGGAAGAUUACGAUGGAUUUUGUACAAAAAACGUUCAAAUGCUGUGGUGUCGUAAAUCCUAUGGAUUAUAAAAAGGGCGCUGAGUACGAGUAUGACGAGCGUGUGGAACUGCCAAUAUCUUGCUGUGGAAAUAUAACAGAUACCGAUCCAAUAACAUGCAAUCUCGAAUACAAUAUUGGGUGUAAUGACGUAAUUGUUGACUUAAUUGGGAAUAAUUUGACCUGUGUAAUUGUAGCUGCGUUUGCAAUUAUAGUAAUUCAGAUUUUCUUCGUGAUAUUCCUUUGCCAACUUUCCCACUUACGUCGUCCACGUACCCGUCCUAGACGAUGUAUGUACCAUCGUGCCAACAAAUAAUUCAGAUGGCGAAAUAUUCCUUUACAUUUGUAUAUUAUUUGAUAAAUUAAUUAAAUUAUGAACGCAUAUUUUUGGUGAAUAAAUUUAACUUGUUUGUUGCUUACUUAAAAUUUAAAA